AUGUUUCUAACCCCUCGCAAUAUCCGCCACAUGGGCGUCCUACUCGGAGCUCUCGUGCUUCACCCUGAAACGUUUGUCCAUGACCUCCCGGCAUCGACGAACGAGGUGAUGUCUAUCGGGCAGGACACGCCAGCCAUGGAACUUCCUGAUCUCGAGCUGCGCCAAGACGCGCAGGUUCAAGACAUCCCCGAUAUCUUGGCCAAGUUCCCUUCGAGAGACUCUUGA
This is a messenger RNA of Colletotrichum higginsianum IMI 349063, 225 nucleotides long. RefSeq names its product Cutinase. Bases 1 to 225 code for a protein of 74 amino acids. The transcript has a single exon. The record is from RefSeq and is a predicted model, not a curated record. NCBI's taxonomy places the organism in Eukaryota, Fungi, Ascomycota, Sordariomycetes, Glomerellales, Glomerellaceae.